UCCCGACUUCGCAUGUGGUUAUUGGCAUGCAGCGAGGGUAAUCAAACACCCCCGACAAAUGAGGGAAGAAUAAUUGGUACAAUUUUCUUGUUCACGCAAAUUUCGUGAGGAAUAUUUGGAAUUAAAUAAGAAGGCUUGAAAACGCGAUUUAUAUAUCGAACUGUUUACGUAAAUCAAUACAUGUAUACAGCGAGUUACAUGCGAAGAAGCCAGAGGAGGGGAAAACGACUGCGCGCUCGGCGACGACACACAACUGAAACGAUCAUUGUGUAUGUAAAAAUUCCGUAGCAACUGCCUCUCGUGCUCCUGUAACAAAACAGCUAAGUGCCACUUACAGCCAUGGCCAGCCAGGUGAAACAAUAGACGGCUUGUAUGUCUAGUCAUGUGAUCAACACGAUACAUCAGCCUCUGCAGCUGGGUUACUGUUGGUGACAAAGUGAAUUUACUAGUGUAUGUAUGGAUCUCGUACUUAAAUCGCUUGUGUUCUUGUACUUUACAACAGGGCCGUAAUGGGCUGACGGAUAAUGAACAUAUGAACAAUUCAUUUAAAUGGUGAUAAGCCCUGUGUCAUUUUUUAAAGCGUCGAAUGUUUAGUUUAUGUAAAUUGAUUUCUGAAUCGAAAAGCCGAGUACUGUGAAAUUAUGGCGUGAUUUUUAUGUAAUUCUGUGUGUUUUUUGUUUCUAAAAUCCGUGAUGUGAUUUUUAUUGCUAAAUAGUGACGAAGACAAAAUGACGAACAGUACUACAGGUGACCCGUGUCUAGAGACACGAUAUUGGUAUUCAUUCCUAGCGUCUAGUCUCAUCGUUUUCUUUGCCGGUAUAGCCUUCAUCUUAUUUUAUCGCCUUAUCCUCUGGUUAUGUUGUCGACGGGCUUCGAACCCGCCAUCUCCACCCCAUGGGGCCUCCCCCAAAGUGGCCAAUCAUUCUGGUACUGUCAAUCCGCCAUCAAAAGGGAAAGGAUCCGCGAACAAUAUUAACGCUACAUCAAAUACUGGUACCACGCUACAGAAGAGUCCAGAUUCUGAAAUAGGAUAUAUAACGGAGGCUAAAGACUGGGCGGGGGAACUCAUCUCGGGACAAACCACUACAGGGAGGAUAUUGGUCGGUUUGGUUUUCCUGCUUAGCAUUGCCUCCCUCAUCAUUUACUUCAUAGAUGCCUCAGAAGAGAAAGUUGAGUCCUGUACUCCUUGGGCGGAGAGUCCCCGUCAGCAAGUGGACUUGGCCUUCAAUGUUUUCUUUCUCAUCUACUUCUUUAUCAGGUUUGUGGCGGCCAAUGACAAGCUUUUGUUCUGGCUGGAGAUCUUCUCCUUUGUGGAUUAUUUUACUAUCCCACCAUCCUUUGUGGCCAUCUAUCUGGACAGAAAUUGGCUUGGUCUGAGAUUCUUGAGAGCACUAAGACUGAUGUCCAUUCCCGACAUCUUGACCUACUUAAAUGUCCUGAAGACCAGCACCAUGAUAAAGCUGUCCCAGCUUGUGGCAUUCUUUAUCAGCCUGUGGUUAGCUUCAGCUGGAUUUUUACAUCUAAUAGAAAAUGCGGGAGAUCCAUGGAAUAACUUUGAAAAUCCCCAACUUCUGACCUACUGGGAGUGUAUGUACUUCCUCUUGGUUACCAUGUCAACUGUUGGUUAUGGUGACGUAGGGGCAAACACUGUCCUUGGAAAAAUCUUCAUUGUGCUCUUUAUAAUGAUCAGCAUUGGUAUGUUUGCAUCUUGGGUACCAGAAAUUGCAGACAUACUGGGACGCAGACAAAAAUAUGGCGGCUGUUAUAAAAAAGAGAGGGGUAAAAAACAUAUUGUAGUAUGUGGUCAUAUCACCUUUGAUUCUGUGUCCAAUUUCCUGAAAGACUUUCUCCACAAAGACAGAGAGGAUGUGGAUGUAGAAAUAGUUUUUGUUCACAAAAUUCUACCAGACCUAGAAUUAGAGGGGCUACUGAAGAGACAUUUCACACAAGUGGAAUUCUUCCAUGGGACUGUCAUGGAUGCUAAUGAUUUAGCCCGGGUGAAGAUAGAAUCAGCCGAUGCCUGUCUUGUUCUGGCUAAUAAGUAUUGUGAAGACCCCGACCAAGAGGAUGCAGCCAAUAUAAUGAGAGUCAUCUCCAUCAAAAACUUCCAUGCCGAGAUUAAAGUCAUUGUACAGCUGAUGCAAUACCAUAAUAAGGCCUACUUGCUGAACAUUCCAAGCUGGGACUGGAAGAGAGGAGAUGAUGCAGUGUGUGUAGCCGAGCUUAAGCUGGGAUUUAUAGCUCAGAGCUGCCUAGCUCCUGGCUAUUCCACCCUAAUGGCCAACCUCUUCACCAUGCGAUCAGACAAGCCUAAAGGUUACUUGAGAUCUCUGCAUCUAUUGGCUACAGACAUGCCCCAGUGGCAGUGUGAUUAUAUGAGAGGCACAGCCAUGGAGAUGUACACAGAAUAUCUGUCCAGUUCCUUUAACACCAUGACAUUCCCAGAGGCAGCUGAGCUUUGUUUCUCUAAGCUGAAGCUGUUGUUAUUAGCAAUAGAAGUCAGACAGGAGGAUGGAAGGGAGAGCACUCUAGCCAUCAAUCCGGGAAGUAAGAUAAAAAUAGAAAAUGCUACCCAGGGAUUUUUCAUAGCAGAGUCAGCUGAGGAGGUCAAACGGGCAUUUUAUUACUGUAAGUCGUGCCAUGCGGAGGUGACAGACGUAAGAGCCAUCAAGAAAUGUCGGUGCAGACCUCUGGCCCAGUUUAAGAAAGGAGUGACGGCUGUAAUAGGAUUUGGGAACAAAUUAGCUACUGGCAGGUUUAUGAAGUACAAACUUAAUCAAUCCUGGAGACAUAAAGUCGGUACAUUCCGCUAUUCUGCGAAUCCUUUACUGAGCAAGAAGGACAGACCGGCCUCGAGCUCUAAGGACAAGACAGGUGGAAAUGUCUCCAAUCCGCUGACCACAGGAGAAAAGAGGAUAUCAUUUUCUUUAGGCAAAACUGAGAAACUGUCCAAGCAUAUGUCUAUAAGGGGUCCUCGACUUGCCAUGCCAACCACCCCCAAUACUGCUAUCCUCCCUACCCUCACACAAGAUCCUGUGCCCCAAGACACCAGCGUGGCCCCUGGAGAUGAACCCAGGAAGUUUGACUCCACAGGAAUGUUUCAUUGGUGCCCAGCAAGGCCUCUCAUUGAGGCCAGAAUGGAUAGAGAUAAAGCCUCGGCUACUGUUCUAUGUAACCACGUGGUCGUGUGUCUCUUUGCUGAUGCUAACUCUCCACUGAUUGGUCUGAGGAACUUAGUCAUGCCACUGAGAGCCAGUAAUUUCCACUAUCAGGAACUAAAACACGUGGUGAUUGUGGGAAAUCUAGAGUACUUAGAGAGGGAAUGGAGAACUCUACAGAACUUCCCCAAAAUUACCAUUCUAGCCGGUUCUCCACUGAACCGAGCUAAUUUACGAGCUGUGAAUGUGAAUCUCUGUGAUAUGUGUGUGAUAUUAUCUGCCAAAGAUAAGAACUUGGAUGACCCCCAUCUUGUGGACAAAGAAGCCAUUUUAUGUUCCCUCAACAUCAAGGCCAUGACCUUUGAUGACAGUAUGGGCCUUAUACAGGCCUCCGCUCAACAAGCACCAGGGUUCCUACCCCCAGGUUUCUCCCCAAUAGGAAGAUCAAAGAGGACCAGGAGGGGGUCUGUGUGUGGCUCCAAUGUCCCCCUCAUCACAGAACUAGCGAAUGACUCUAAUGUGCAGUUCUUGGACCAGGAUGAUGAAGAUGACCCUGAUACAGAGCUAUACAUGACGCAACCAUUCGCUUGUGGUACAGCGUUUGCUGUCAGUGUGCUGGACUCGCUCAUGAGCACAAGUUAUUUCAAUGACAAUGCCCUGACUUUGAUACGGACCCUAAUCACAGGAGGUGCCACCCCUGAGCUGGAGCAGAUCUUGGCUGAGGGGGCAGGAAUGAGGGGUGGAUACUGUACCCCUAGUGUACUAGCAAACAGGGACAGGUGCCGUGUAGCUCAAGUCUCUCUGUUUGAGGGCCCUCUGGCACAGUUUGGGGAGGAUGGAAAUUAUGGUCAGUUGUUCCUCUACGCCUUGAGAAACCUGGGAAUUUUGUGUAUUGGACUGUAUCGCUUCAGAGACACCAACGAAUCAUCAUCUAGUCCUUCAUCAAAGCGUUAUGUGAUAACCAACCCCCCAGAAGACUUCAAGCUUCUCCCAACAGAUCAGGUCUUUUGUCUGGCUCCAUGCAAUCUGUCACAAAGUUCAAAUUCUUCCCAAAAAGACAGAACUCUUUUGCCUUCAGCCCUUCAAAACAACAUCGAGCGAUCAGCCUUCAAGACAAGAGAGAGUGGAGGAUGCUAUUCUGAAGCUAAAACGUGACAUCAAGCACAACGUCCUUAACACCUAAGGGAGAGAACUCACAACGACUGGGAACAUAAUAAACUGCUAGUCAGUUUGCUGGUGUGUUCUCACUACUGUGGUUACAUUGCAUUAACUGUAUGUGCUGUACAUUGUGUGUAGAUUCUUUCCUCACCAUGCUCACAAUUGUUAGACAAUGAUAUAAAGAUACACAGAAAAUGUUUGUUGUGUUAAGGGUUUGACCCUGAGUAACAUUGUAAAUGCUGGGUGUUUUUUUUAUUAGAUAAGUUUUUGCCAGUAUAUGUACAAUGAUAAAUGAGAAGAAUUUGAACAGACAAGGAAUCUGUUUUGAUGUGAAUUUCUACACAUUUUUUUUAAAAAACCUCGAUCAGUAUUUUAUCCUAACCGAUUUUGUAGAAGUGUUUUCAGAUUGUGUCUAUUUGACUUUGAUAUGUCUGUAAAUAAAUUUUCAUGCUUAGAUUUUUUUUUUCAGAAUGGCAAUAAUGUGUGCACAGAUGUCUUUUUGUGUAGAGAAAUUUAUGUUUCUCUGUCAAAAAUAUCUUUUUGUUAUCAAAAUUCAAUGCAGAAACUAUGUAUUUGGACUGUUUAAUCAAAACCUAAGUAUGUUCUUGAAGCAAAAGAUUUUACCUACUUUUCAGUGAAUGAAGUUCUAUGUUGUAAAGAUCUGCCAGAAGUACCCUUUUUAUUGUACUUUUCCAAACAUGAGUUUAUAAACUUCUUUCAUUUUUUGACAACACUCAGUAUUCUCAACAAUAAAAGGAUUGACAUAGAAACAUGUCUCCGUACCUGUAUGUUGCUUUUGUGAUCUGACCCUUCACUUUCGCUUUCCUGGUCUAGCUGCAUAGAUGCAUCCCAUUAAAUCUUGUUUUAUAACUGAUAUGUUCCUUGUAAGACUUCUUUUGAAUUAUCUUUGCAGAUUCAACUUUCUAUUAACCAUCAGAAUUAGAGAAUUUAUUGAUUAUUUAGCUUUUAUUAUUUGUUUAUGAAAUGAUUGUGAUCUGGGCCGAAAUAAAAAAGUUUGUUUUGAUCCUCUUUGUGAUAGAACUGGGGGGAAAAAUUAUCCAAAAAACAUUUUACAAGUGAUUCAUGGUGUAACAAUUAAAAAAAACAAAACAAACCAUAUACUGUUAUAUUUUAAAUUAACUUUAAGAUUUAUAUACCUCUGUACUUGGAGGGUGGUGCGGAGAAGAAAGGAACAAAGUUUUACUGUGGGGCAUAAAAUUAUUUUUCGUGAGCUGCAUUUACAGUCGCCAUCCCGAAGUAAUAUGAUAUGUUAACCUUGUACAUUGUACAUGUAUCUGAAAGUUAUCCAUUUAAAAAUAAAUCUUAAUUAAAUGAGAAUUAAAAAAAUCUCCAUCAGUUUCAGGUAUUACAUGUAGGCCUAUAUUAAAUAAGAUUUGAGGAGUGCAGAUACUUGAAGAGAUUUUCAUUUACUCCUUAUGGACAUUAAUUGUACCAUAAUUAACCUUUGUUAGUGCUUUGAUAGAUUUUGACAAACAUUUUUUUGUCCAUUUUAGGACAUUUGACUGUUGUUAUCAACUCUAGAGUCAUUAUAUACAUUAAAUGAAAGGAUUUCACCAUAAUCUAUAAAAAUAAGAGUGGGUAUGUACAUUUAUUUCUUGAAGGGAAAAGAUGAUAGAAAAGCAGUUUAACAAUAUGUAGCAAAAGUUGUGUAUAUUUUAACAUUUUCUUGGUUAAUGGCCUGUACAUUUAUACUUGAGGCAGUGUUGUUUUUGUGCCCUAUGGAUGAAGAUAAUUUGACUGUUGUAGACGACCCAGUUAAUGUAUUGAAAAUGACUGUGAUACCAGUUUUUUGUCUUCUAUUUUUAUAUAUUUGUUACCCUGUCUUGUGUGCUUUUGUCCUUUGACUUUUAGUAGAGAGUUCUUGCAGAGCUAAUUUGUUGAGAUUUUAUUAAUGGUGGACUUUACUUUAGAAUUGUAGGGUAAAUCAUACAGGGCACAUCAGCCUCAGGUGCAGAUCCAAGAUUUUGUAUUAGGGGUGGGCACUUUUAGAUGGGAAGGGGUCUGGUAAUCAACAAGGUCCCCACUGGGUCCAGGGCAGUGGUCAAUUGGUGGUCCUUAUUUUGUCUUUAUCUCUCUCUCUCUCUCUGUUUUUUUGAAAGGUUUGGGGGAGGGGACACACUAUGUGCACCCCUGUCUGAAUUCGUGCUUGCACAUGAUAAUGUGAAACAGCAUAAAUUUUAUGAUGCACAGAUUGUGUGAGAAAAAAGUAUAAAACAUGUAUAAGUAUGUGAUAUCUAUUUCUAAUUUCGAGUUGAAAAUAAAAUUCCAUGAACACUUGUAAACUCAAACUGAUAUUAUAAAUUGGGAAUUUUAACUAGAAAUUUUAUUUAUAUGAAUAGCUGUUUCCCAUGCUCAAGGGUUCGACUUGGUUCAAAAUGUGUUUGUAUGCUUUGUUGAGUUUUUAUUUUUAAUUAAUUUUUUUUGUCACAAAUGAAAUUAUGUUUUCCUGUUAUUGAGAGUCUUGUAUUUUAAAUUAUUGAAUUUAAAUAAAUGUUAUUCACAAUA
This is a messenger RNA of Saccostrea echinata, 6842 nucleotides long. Its product is annotated as calcium-activated potassium channel subunit alpha-1-like. The record is from RefSeq and is a predicted model, not a curated record. Gene Ontology annotation, biological process: transmembrane transport; potassium ion transport. The transcript is spliced from 30 exons. Gene Ontology annotation, cellular component: postsynaptic membrane. The coding region runs from base 729 to 4313 and encodes 1194 amino acids. NCBI's taxonomy places the organism in Eukaryota, Metazoa, Mollusca, Bivalvia, Ostreida, Ostreidae. Gene Ontology annotation, molecular function: large conductance calcium-activated potassium channel activity.